AGAAAGGGCUCCCUGAGAGAGCGCAGCAGCCAUGCUAAAUUAACAGCACCGAAACGCGGACAAGCUGCGCACCCCUGCAGCAAAAACAGAGGAGGUCUGCAGCAGACAGCGGAUCGACAAUGGCUGUCGUGCUGCUCUGAGGAGAAAAUGAAGCGCAAAAGCGAGAGGAGACGAGCGGAAUCGAGGAAAAAGCAGCGCUGUGCAGCUCCCAGCAGCUCAGAGGCGGAGCCUAACUCUGAUAUUUACAUUGAGAUUACAGACCAACUCUAUUUUGCAAUUCUUCAGCAGAAGAUCAAGAGCACAGCUGACCGACACUGUUUCUGCAUAGAUGAAGAGCUGGCAUAUGAGAACUUCUAUGCAGACUUUGGUCCCCUUAACUUGGCCAUGUUCUAUCGCUUCUGUUGCAAGCUGACAAAGAAGCUCAAGUCCGUUACUCUCACACGGAAGAAGAUCAUUUUUUAUACCUGUGGAGAUCAGAAAAAACAAGCUAAUGCUGCUUACCUAAUAGGCUCAUAUGCAGUUAUGCAUCUUAAUAUGAUGCCAGAAGAAGCCUACGGUCUGUUGGUGUCAAGGAAUGUCACAUAUAUUCCAUUCAGGGAUGCUUCAUUUGGAACCUGCAUGUUCAAUCUGGACAUCCUAGAUUGCCUUCAUGCAGUUCACAAAGCUCUGCGCUACGGCUGGCUCAAUUUCUCAAAGUUUGAUGUGGAAGAGUACGAGCACUAUGAGCGUGCAGAAAACGGCGACUUUAACUGGAUCAUUCCAGGGAAGUUUCUUGCAUUCAGUGGACCACAUCCCAAAAGCAAAAUAGAGAAUGGUUAUCCUUUACAUGCUCCUGAGGCCUAUAUCCCAUACUUCAGAAAGCAUGGUGUCACCACCAUCAUCAGACUCAACAAAAAGAUGUAUGAUGCCAGACGUUUUACAGAAUCUGGUUUUGAACAUUACGACCUGUUCUUUGUGGAUGGAAGCACGCCGAACGACUCUAUUGUCACAAAGUUCAUCAAUAUUUGUGAGAAUGCAGAGGGAGCUAUUGCUGUUCACUGCAAGGCUGGCCUGGGAAGAACUGGUACGCUCAUUGCCUGCUAUAUGAUGAAACAUUACCGCCUGACUGCUGCAGAAGCCAUUGCAUGGAUACGGAUCUGCCGACCAGGGUCCAUUAUAGGGCCCCAGCAGAACUUUGUUGAAGAGAAGCAGAACAGUCUCUGGGUGGAUGGAGACGUUUUCCGGGAGAAGAUGCUGAAUGAACAAGAGAAUGGCAAGUUGGCUGUGACCAGGAUCCUGUCUGGAGUAGAUGACAUAACCAUCAAUGGGAACAACAAGAACAAGGCAUCCAAGAAAGAAGAAAUAGAGCUGUACCAUGAUGACGAGGAGAGAAAUGGCCUCACACAGGGGGAUAAACUACGAGCCCUCAAGAGCAAGAGGCAUGCCAGGUCGUCGUCAGGUUCUCUGUCACAGGAAGAGAAUAAAAUACACACUCGGUCGUCGUCGCAGUCCCCUAGCAAGGUCAUCAUUCAGACCGAUGUGCAGGGUGGCAAGACCGGCGUCGGAUCGCUAGCUCUGUCUGACCCCUCAGAGAGCAGGAAGAGGACCAGAACCUCGCUGCCAGCUAAUGGAGUAGGAGGAAGCUCCCUGUGCCAAACCAGACUGGUCAGAUCUCUAGGCAACUUGCAUGUCGUGACUGGCAGCAGUGAUCCAAUGUGUUGUGAGCCAUGUGGCAGCCAUAGAGACAAAGGCCCCCUCAUCAACUUUAACACAACAUGGGGCCACCUGCAGAUGCACUGUCUCCCGAGGACGUAAAGCUCGCAGCUCUUUACAAUCAAUUAGAUUUUCCAGAUUAUGUCACUCCAUACCCAAAGCUAGAGCUCCUCUCCUUCGAUAAGCUUGUGGAUCUGGGAAUUCUGACGUCAUCCAACGUGUUCAGAUAUACAACUCAUUUUUAUCAAUUCUUUUUUAAAAGGCCAGCACAAAUCUUAACCAAGUCACUAAAAGUGGAUUUUAUAUUUUUCAACUCUGCAUCAUGAAAUGAACUGUUUGAAUCUAGUUUUGUACUUUGUGACGCAUGCAGUAGCAAACGUCAGAUUAAACUACUAACAUGUAAUGUUUAAAAAUCAAGAGAUUCUAAGAAGUGCAAACAUUUAGAUUUUAGCUUUAAUGGGUUUUUAAAAAAAGAAAUCUAUAGCUGGAGCUGGUCUAGAAUUUGAAGUACCGGUAAAAAUGUACUUUAUGCCCCAUUUGCAAGAGGAGCAACAGUGGGAGCCCUUUAAA
Messenger RNA from Nematolebias whitei (Rio pearlfish), 2262 nucleotides. RefSeq names its product cell division cycle 14B (gene cdc14b). The transcript is spliced from 16 exons. The record is from RefSeq and is a predicted model, not a curated record. Gene Ontology annotation, biological process: cilium assembly; positive regulation of cytokinesis; protein dephosphorylation. The coding region runs from base 148 to 1794 and encodes 548 amino acids. Gene Ontology annotation, cellular component: nucleolus; mitotic spindle; centrosome. Lineage: Eukaryota; Metazoa; Chordata; Actinopteri; Cyprinodontiformes; Rivulidae. Gene Ontology annotation, molecular function: protein tyrosine/serine/threonine phosphatase activity; protein serine/threonine phosphatase activity.